CAUUUGAAAUGGCUGUAAUGAAGUCAAAGUUAGCUUUAGACACAUCCAAUGUAGAGAGUGAGGAUCAGGGGGAAACCCAGACAAAUAGCCCUGUCAAUAUCCAGCCAGUACAGACAAAUAGCCCUGUCAAUGUCCAGCCAGUCCAGACAAAAUCUAGGACAAUUAAAAGGCCUCAAAAAUAUGACAGUAUUCCAGAUGAAGACUCGGAUCAUGAAGAUGAACCACCAUGUUCAUCCAAAAAAAUUUUCAAAACUGCCAGUGCCGCCAAUGUUAUCACCAUUAAACAGAAGUUUGACAGGAGAAAAUACCAGGCCAUCAACAAUGAGAUUCUGUACAAGCAGUUCAUUCGCAGCCCUAUCACCAGAAAUAACUAG
Messenger RNA from Mytilus californianus (California mussel), 374 nucleotides. RefSeq lists its product as uncharacterized. The record is from RefSeq and is a predicted model, not a curated record. The transcript has 2 exons. Lineage: Eukaryota; Metazoa; Mollusca; Bivalvia; Mytilida; Mytilidae. Bases 9 to 374 code for a protein of 121 amino acids.